Messenger RNA from Cercopithifilaria johnstoni, 1032 nucleotides. The record is from the annotation of a GenBank genome assembly. NCBI's taxonomy places the organism in Eukaryota, Metazoa, Nematoda, Chromadorea, Rhabditida, Onchocercidae.
AUGGUGACCGAAACAGAAACUGCUAUGAUAGAGACUAUCACUGGUAAUUGUAUGGAUGAAGUUGACAUGGAGACGAUGAAAGUUGUUCAGGAACAAUUCCUCGCUGCCGAUGUCGCUGAAAUCAAGGAAGUUAGCGAGCAUUCUAAACAGAUUAAAUUCAAAACGCAAAUAGUAUGGAGAAAUGUGGCGUUAUUUGCAGCUCUCCAUAUCGCAUCAUUGGUCGGCCUGUAUCAGAUUAUUUUCAUCGCCAAAUGGCCAACCUUAAUUUGGUACUGCAUUUGUUGGCUUAUGGGCGUUUUGGGUAUCACUGCCGGGGCGCAUCGUCUUUGGUCACAUCGAAGUUACAAAGCUAAAUGGCCUGCUCGACUGUUUUUGGUGUUUUGUAACAGUAUGGCUUUUCAGAAUGAUGUAAUUGAAUGGUCGCGGGACCAUCGUUGUCAUCACAAAUGGAUGGACACCGAUGCUGAUCCACAUAAUACUACCAGAGGAAUGUUUUUUGCUCAUAUGGGCUGGUUGAUGGUUCGGAAACAUCCGGAAGUGAAAAGGAAAGGUGCUCAAUUAGAUUUAAGCGAUUUGUUCAACGAUCCUAUUCUGGCAUUUCAGAGAAGGCACUACUUGAAAACAGUGCUACUGGCCUGGUUUAUUAUACCAACCUUCAUACCGAUGUAUUUUUGGAGCGAAUCGUUCAUGGUCGCAGUUUAUACCUGCACAUUAUUGAGAUACUGUUCUACUCUGCAUGGUACAUGGCUAAUCAAUUCAUUGGCGCACAAAUAUGGCUUCAAACCAUACAAUCCGAAUAUAACACCUGUUGAUUCCUUUUUGUUAGCGGUAACAGCAAUGGGUGAAGGUGGUCAUAACUAUCAUCAUGUUUUUCCGCAAGAUUAUCGAACAUCCGAAUAUGUGCUUCAUUUCAAUGUCACAAAAUUAUUCAUCGACAUACUGUUUUUCUUAGGACUGGCUUACGAUAUGAAAGUUGUUCCGCAAAAGAUAAUUGAACGACAGAAAGCAAAAUACGCGAUGAAACGUGAUUGA